Messenger RNA from Hyla sarda, 1373 nucleotides. RefSeq names its product fibrinogen-like protein 1. Lineage: Eukaryota; Metazoa; Chordata; Amphibia; Anura; Hylidae. The coding region runs from base 154 to 1158 and encodes 334 amino acids. The transcript has 8 exons. The record is from RefSeq and is a predicted model, not a curated record.
AUGCAAUCUGGCUAUUAUUACCACACAAAUAUGUUGUAACUUGUAAGCGUUGCUGUUUUAUGGAUUUUAUCCAUUUUCUAUGGUCUUACACUUGGGGAUCCUAGAAUACACAAGUGACCACAGAAAACCUACAGCGGCUUCUUAUUGGAAUAGAUGGCAACAAUGUGGCUGGUCUUUGCUCUCCUUCUCCCACACUAUGGUCUGUCUGCACCGAGGCUCAAGGACAUAGAUGUCUGCCGUGUGGACAAUGCAAAACUCCUUCACCGGAUCCAAGUCUUGGAGAACAUGCUAGAGCUGGGCCGACUGCAGCUGAAGGAUCUCAAAGAAAACAACUAUCACUCUGUCAAGAGCAAAUAUCAUAAAGGCAACUUGGCCAAAAGCAGAAUGCAAAAUGUCCAAAUUCCUCCAACUAGUGGGAAUCUCAUAGUUUAUGAUGAAGAUUGCUCAACAGUUUUUGAACGCGGUAAAAAGCAAAGUGGCUACUAUCGUGUACAGCCGUCCCCCCAGACUGAGCCCUUCAUGGUGUACUGUGACAUGUCUGAUGGAGCAGGAUGGACCGUUAUUCAGCGACGAAGCAAUGGGAAAGUUAGUUUUAACAGGAAUUGGAAGGAGUAUAAGGAAGGCUUUGGCCUCUUUAAGAAGAGAAAUGAUGAACACUGGUUGGGUAAUGAUCACAUUUAUCACCUCUUGAACAGUCGAGAGAUGACUCUAAAGAUACAUCUCAUGGAUUGGCAUGGGAAUACAAGAUAUGCAAUCUAUGACACAUUCCGAAUUACCAACGAAGAGGACAAGUACAAGCUGUGGUUGGGCUCGUACUCUGGCAACGCAGGAGAUGCUCUGGAUGGUGGAAAUAACUUUGCAGAACAGUGGUCGGCCUCAGUCAAAGGGAUGCCCUUCAGCACUGCCGACAAUGAUAAUGACAGAUAUAUAAAGGGCAACUGUGCAAAAGAAAAUAAAUGUGGCUGGUGGUUUAACAGGUGCCACACAGCAAAUCUAAAUGGCUUGUACUAUAAAAAUGGCAAUUAUACAGGAGAACAUGACAAUGGCAUUGUAUGGUCCACCUGGCAUGGGCUAUGGUACUCUCUAAAGUUCUCCACCAUGAAGAUCAGACGUCCAUCAUUUCUAAGUGCUGGGAGUGGGGAUGGGAUGAAUGUAUAAAUCCAGAAUGUGAAAAAAGGAGCUGAUCUAGACUAUGCAAAUCACUCCAUGAUAUAGUUUAUGUGUAGGACAUGUAUUAUACAAAGCAAUGUAAUCAAAGUAUACGCCAGUAUGGGAAGAAUACUAGCAGGCAGAUGGCUAUAGUAGUUAAAGGGGAAAAAAAAGUUUCAUAAAUCAACUGGUGCCUGAAAGUUAUGCAGAUUUGUAAAUUACUU